GUUUGAUAUGACAUACAGUAUAUAGUGUAGUGUAUACUCUGUACUGUUUGUGUGUGAAGGCUGCUGUACAUUUUGAUGCUUGCCAUUGCCUGGUCUUGUUGAGCAGUAGCUGUCACUUCUCACAUCUCUUCACCCCCCUCUCCUUUCCCCUGCCCCACUCCUAUGCUAAUCUAGCAGACACUCCCCAGCCAUUGGAUGGCAGUGAGUGCUCCCUCCCCUUACACCUCGUGAUGCGAGGGGAGGGAUAUAAGUAGCAGUCUAGCUGGAAGAGGCACAGAUGAUAGCCAGAGCUAUAGACCCUCCAGUCCUCAGUGAGAGGGGUUUGUUCAAAGGCAUCACCUGCCUGCUCUUUCAACCCAACAAAGUUCCCUGACUCCAGUGUCUUCUCUGCUGCAACUGGAAUUUACAAAAAGCCAAGCAGAGAGGAUUUGGGAGCUGUCCCCGGCACUCUGGAGAGGAAGGGGGGAAGGUCUGCUGUUCUCCAGCGUUUAUUUGGGAUUUUUGCCAAGCUCAGCAGAAAGAAGGCGAUCUGAGCAAGCAAGGAGGAGAAUUGAUUAGAAGAUUCUUUCUUCAGAAUUCUCGGCUCUACUCUUCGUCCCCUGCAGCAAGACUAGUCUCCUGCACUGGGGAUCCUUGAGUGUGCAUUGAGAGCACACUCAGGGUAGCAGGGCUGGAGUGAAGAAGCGUGACAUGGCCGGAGAGUUGCCCAUUGGAACAGAUUUGCCUACAAGUCCUCUAGCCAUGGAGUACGUCAAUGACUUUGACCUGAUGAAGUUUGAUGUGAAGAAGGAGCCCCUGGGAGGCAGAGCAGAUCGCACCCUAAGGCAUUGCAACCGCUUACAACCUACCGGCUCAGUGUCCUCCACACCCAUCAGCACCCCCUGCAGCUCAGUGCCCUCCUCUCCCAGCUUCAGCCCCACCGAGCAGAAGACACACCUGGAGGACCUCUACUGGAUGACCAACAACUACCAGCAGGUCAACCCAGAAGCUCUUAACUUGACCCCAGAAGAUGCAGUGGAGGCACUCAUAGGGCCCCACCAGAUGCCCCCACAGCUGCAGGGCUUUGAUAGCUUCAGAGGUCACCACCACCAUCACCAUCACAACAACCACCACCACCAGUAUCAAGGAGUCCCCCAUGAAGACAUGGGCCACCAGCACCCACAUCAUCAUCACCACCAUCACCAUCUCCAAGGUUCUCCAAGUCCUUCUGGGUCCUCCACUUCUUCCCAGCAGCUGCAGAACAGUCACCAACCUCACCACCAGUCCUCCAGCCAAGUGGAAGAUAGGUUCUCCGACGAGCAGCUGGUCUCCAUGUCUGUCCGGGAACUCAACAGGCAUCUCAGAGGCUUCACCAAGGACGAUGUGAUCCGUCUGAAGCAGAAGAGGAGAACCCUCAAAAACAGGGGUUAUGCCCAGUCCUGCAGGUACAAGAGAGUCCAGCAGAAGCAUCACCUGGAGAACGAGAAGACCCAACUAAUCCAGCAAGUUGAGCAUCUAAAGCAAGAGGUGGCCAGGCUGGCCAGGGAGAGAGAUGCCUACAAGAUCAAGUGCGAGAAACUGUCCAACAACAGCUUCAGAGAGGCUGGUUCGACCAGCGACAAUCCGUCUUCGCCAGAAUUCUUUAUGUGAGUCAACCGGGGCAGAACAGAACUUGAGGCUGCUUGUCCUCUGAACAUCUCUAAAACUGCCUGCUUUCAGUAGGGGGGGCGUUGGUGGGUGGUUGGGGGUUCAAGAAAUCCAUCAUUACCAUAAGAACUCAGCACCUACUGUUUGGUUUUUGUAGACUAGUCUUUUGGUGGGACAGGGGUGCACACAAGAAGAACUUUAAACAUAGCCCUUCUAUCUGGGUUGCUCUUUUCUUUGUUGGGGAGGGGGGUUACCAGCCUGUUUGUGGGGGGCUAAGGAAGGGAAGGGGAGAAAACUUUUGGCAGAGGUUUGCUUUUUUUUUAUAAAAGUCCUCCAGUAACUGAUGAAAAAAUGACAAUGUAUCUUUGGAAGGAGGAAAAUAAUGAACAGUGUAAUGUAAGACUGCCUAACUUACAGCUUUGGUUCAGAUAAACUAGUUUAAAGAAGAAACAGGUGGGAGAUUAUGUGCAACCCCUAUCCCUUGGGUUUUAUUGCCUGCUUGAUUAUCUAGAAAAUAUAAGAAACAAAAAAAAAACCUGCAUUAAAAUAUUAAUCCUGCAUGCUGGACAUGUAUGGUAAUAUGUUCUAUUUUGUAACAUUUUGUUGUUUAAUCUGAGCAUGCUGUUAUUCUGGUUAUUGGCCUCAAAUCUUCAUUUUAUUUUUUAUUUUUUUUUUGUAUUGAGGUGUCCAGAUUUUAUUGUUUUGUUUUUUUUUUGUUUUUAUUAGCUAUGUGCUUAAGUUGAAAUAUCCCUGUUCUUCUAGGUUCUUAACUCUUUCGGUGCCAGGCUAGGCAAUCGGCUUUCAGUCCUCUUUUCUUACUCUGGCACUCAAAGGGUAUAAUCUGUAUAUAAUUAUGCCAUCUUCACAUUUCACUUGUUUGAUAUAAGUAUUUCUAUGGGCAUUUUAGUGCACUUUUAGAUUGGUUUUGCCCCUAAGUUUUUUUUUUUUUGUAAUAUAUAUAUUUAAUUUUUUUUAAUUUUUUUUUUUAAUGCUUUGAUCAAAUUUUGAAUGAAAGAAAAAAUAUAAAAUCAAUCACAAAUGUAAAUGUGCUAUAACUAUUUGCAGUGUAUUAAGUGCCUGCUCUAGUUAUAGCUCUUGAUAAAAUGACCCCAAUUCUACUUAAACAUUGUUGUUGUAUGUCAAUAAAUUAUUAUUACCCAGAAUUACUCUCUCAGGAAUUGUAUUAAGAGCAAGCAAACAAAAAAAUGCAUAUAUUAAAAUAUUCACUAAAGGGUGAUUUGUAGUGAAUUGAAAAGUGAAUUUGCCAAAUUUAAGUCCAAAUAGCCAAGUUGUCUAUAAAGCAGGAUUUUUGCAAUUUUUUUCCAAGUCAGUUAUUGUGGCCUAAAUUAUGCAAAAAAAGGACUUUCGGUGCUCCACAAAUCACUGUUCAGUGAAUAUACUCCUUGGUGUUUUAACCCUUCAUCGCCCAGAGGGACCGAUACCAAAUUAUGGCACCGGCUAAUGCAAGUCCUCUGAGGGAUGGAGAGUUAAAUUUGCCAAAGAUGUGAGUAGAAACAAUUCAUCCCCUUUUACAUGAAAUGCUGGUAUCUUGCGUUUUAUUCCUGCUGACAACAGGAUAGUGGAAAAAUUCUAUAGCAUACUCUCUGAGGACAUAGGCAGGGCUCUGUUUUGACAGCUUAAAUUGUGACUUAUAUAGAUACUAAAUACUUUUGCUUCUAAAAGCUGCGUUCUCCUGUUUAUUUCUUACUACUAACAGCUAGCAUAGAAAUUUUUUAUUUUCAUUUUUUUUUACAUUUUUUUUAAAUUUCUGUUCUGCUCAGUUUAUUUAUAUAUGUAGCAGUGAGAUGCAGCCGGUUUCUGAACAGUUUCAUUUUUCUGCUGGUCAGUAAAAAAUAUAUAAACAUAAAGUGAUGCUGUCUGCUCACGGUAUACCAAAAUAUUAUUAUUCUUUUUUUUGUUAAUGCAUAUUUUUUCUUUUUUUUUUCUUUUUUUUUGUUCCUGGCACUGCUGGUGCAGAUGCGUAUGAACUUUAUAAAAAAAUAUUUUUUGCCAGUUUAUUUGUUGAUAAGUUAACUGUAGUAAACAGGUUUUUAUGAACAGCAUGAUGCUUGCAGUCUUAAAAUAUUGUGGAUCUGUGUCAGUGCAUCAACAAUGGUCUGUGGGUUGUUUAUUUGUUUUGUUUUGUUUUUUAUUUUAUUUUUUCCUGAUUCAACUGGGUUGAAAUCAUGUAUUUUUCGGCAGUGAGCUGUUUUUAUUUCACAUAAAGUUCUGAAGGGAAAAAUUUCAUACCCUGCUUCUGAUAAGAUUAAAAAAAACUGUUCAUAUCUGGUCUAUUGUAGUUUAAUUCAGACUGGUUUCUGUUUUUUGUUAAUAAAAUUGUUUCCUAUUUUGCUUAUUAAAAUCAUUGAAAUUGCUUUA
This is a messenger RNA of Pelobates cultripes (western spadefoot toad), 4005 nucleotides long. NCBI's taxonomy places the organism in Eukaryota, Metazoa, Chordata, Amphibia, Anura, Pelobatidae. The record is from the annotation of a GenBank genome assembly.